Molecule: messenger RNA, 1901 nt
Organism: Spathaspora passalidarum NRRL Y-27907
Lineage: Eukaryota; Fungi; Ascomycota; Pichiomycetes; Serinales; Debaryomycetaceae
Gene: GRF10
Product: Grf10p
Exons: 1
Coding region: 172-1665 (497 amino acids)
Molecular function (GO): DNA binding
Source: RefSeq, a predicted model, not a curated record
ACUAUAGAGAGUCAAAUCCCCUUCCCCAAAUAAAACAAUAUGUCUUCCGAUGAAAGCAGUUCAAAGAGAACCAGAGCCACGGGAGAAGUGUUAGAUUUCCUUUUAGCGGAAUUCGAAAGAAACCCCAAUCCAACUCCUGAACAACGAAGGUUCAUAAGUGAGAAGGCAGGCAUGAAUGAAAAAGCCAUCAGAAUAUGGUUUCAAAACAGAAGAGCUAAAAUAAGAAAAUUUGAACGUAUGCAAAAGCAAGGUCACAGUACCAUCCCACCACCACCUUCAAUCUCCCUGAGAUCCUCCAGUUAUAGAUAUAGUAUGGGAUCAGUUGAUCUUAGUUAUAGAUUAGCUUCAAAUAUUCCAAUCGAAAUCAACGAAAAAUACUGUUUUGUCGACUGUUCUUCCUUAUCCGUGGGUUCAUGGCAAAGAAUUAAGACAGGAUAUCACGAUGAAAAAUUAUUAAGCAACAACCUUUCCAAUUUGUCACCUUUUACAUUGAAUACUAUUAUGAACAAUGUUGACUUGUUGGUAAUAUUGUCAAAGAAGAACUUUGAAAUCAACUAUUUCUUCCUGGCAAUUUCCAAUAAUUCCAAGAUAUUAUUCAGAAUCUUUUAUCCUAUAAGUUCAAUUGUUACUUGUUCAUUGUUGGAUAACAACAUUAACAAGGAAAACAAUGAAUUAAGAGUAUGCCUCGCCCACCAGCCCAAAUUUUCAGUAUAUUUCUUCAAUGGUAUAAAUUCCAAUUCUAAUCAAUGGUCAAUAUGUGAUGAUUUUAGUGAAGGACAACAAGUGAGUCAAGCCUAUGUGCAAGAAAGUGGAGGUACUUCCAUUCCACAUGUAUUAGUUGGGGUUAAGAGUUCAUUGCAAUAUCUUAAUCUGUUUAUAUUGGAAAACAACCAAAUCUAUUCCAAUCCAGCUAUUAUGGGUACUACUGAAAAUACUUCCCAUUCCACUUCGGUUAGUAUAACUAAUGGUGAAUUUGAUCAGAAUGAAAUUCCUUCGCUUUGGGAUGAGAAAUCAAUAGCAAGUAACAGAUCUUCAAUACCAUAUCCUCCACAAUCUGGUCCUUCCUCAAUAUAUAACAACAACCACUACCCAACCAACCCAAGCAAUCUCCACAACAAUAACUUUUCAGCCAAUUCGAAUACUACAAGUGCCACAACUAAUAAUGACGAAUCGCCCUUUUCAGUAAAUUCUAAUAAUAACCAAUACUAUUCUGAGGAUACCCCACAAUCUAGCAACUCCUUAAAACCUGCCUUCAAUCCUAAUUCAGACAUUCAUGAACCAAUGAUAAGUACUUCAGCACCAACCCCUGAUAUUUUUACAUCCAUCAAUGAAGGAAGUUUCAAUCAACCACCACAUGUGUUGGCAUUGAACACCAGCAAUGGCAACAACAAUGGUGGUUCCGGUAAUGAUUCAGACUCCCUUAGUAGUCCAAGUAACAACAGUGCCAACGUAUCAGGAUCAGCACCAGCACACGCAUACACUCAUCAAAACUUUAACAAUAACAACAGCUUACAUAACCCCGAUACCAAUCCAUCUGAAUUUAUAAAUGAUACAAACUUCAAGUUUGAUUUGGGAGAUUUUGCAACUGAAGACAACAAUAAUCAUCUGGGGAGUACCGAACAUGGCGUGGAUAAUUUUAUAGACUUUGGAAGUAACUAUCCAUAAUUGCAUGGUGAUAUUCAACCCUCACCACUUUAACCACCCUUUUUUUUAUUAUUCACUAAUUUUGACUGCAUUAACAACAAUUACACUUUCAUUUAAUUCUCAACAAUUCAUAUUUAUUUCAUUUCAAAGUCAAUGCUGAAAGCUUGAAAAAUAAAAAAAGACGUUUUCGUCUCUGUAUUUAAAAUAUAAAAUAUUUAGAGUUUUACAUAUUUAUUUAUUACUAUAAACUAUUUUUC